AUUGGACGUCACCGAUAAGAUUGAGACAUUGACAUGGAAUAAAGGGUUAUUCCAGACUUACACCGAGACAUUGACAUUAAUGGUGAUUCUCAUAUAUCGAAGAACAGAAUAUGAUACGAUGAGGUAGAAUGUAAUAGACAUAAAAGACACGGAACGGAUUCUCAAUUCUAUCACGCGACGCAACCUACGAACAUUACAUUCACAUUGAAUUCAAAGCUGCGACCUUUUUCUUUCUUUCUUUCUUUUGUUUUUCUCUCUUUUUUUGUUUUUGCGAGGCUAGCUUGCACAGAUUGUUUGGACAUAAGAACCGCCUGGUAUAGCUCUCACCUUCAAGAAAGGGGAUUGGUGGGUUAAAGAUGGGGGUGGAUUACUACAAGAUAUUAGGGGUUAAUAGGAGUGCCAAAGAUGACGACUUGAAGAAGGCCUACAGGAGGAAGAUCUUUGAGGCUUAUGAGGUCCUCAGUGACCCCUUGAAGAGAGCAGUGUAUGAUCAGUAUGGCGAGGAGGGUCUAAAGGGUCGAGUGCCACCAUCUGAUGCCGGUGGCCCUAGUGGCGCUACCUACUUCUCAAAAGAAGAGGGGCCAACGUCGUCCCGGGUCAACCCCCAAAACGCGGACGAUCUUGCUAAGUAUUUCGAUUUCAUGAACACCUUUGUCGGCAUGGGAGGCAUGGGUGGGGGCAGCGGUGGUGGAAUUAGAGGGUCAAGGUCCUCGAGUAGUAAUUUUGGGGAUGAUUUCUUUAGCUCCUUAACAGAAGGAGGAGGCGGAGGAGGGUCAAUGUACCAAGCAGCUCCCAGGAAAGCUCCUCCUAUUGAGAACAGGUUGCCCUGUAGUCUAGAAGACCUCUAUAAAGGGACUACCAAGAAGAUGAAGAUUUCCAGGGAGAUUGUUGAAAUGAGCGGAAGAACUAUGCAUGUAGAGGAGAUCUUAAACAUCGACAUAAAGCCAGGUUGGAAGAAGGGAACCAGAAUUACCUUCCCUGAGAAAGGCAAUAAGCAGCCAAACGUCCUACCAGCCGAACUCGUCUUCAUAAUUGACGAGAAGCCUCACAGUGUGUUCACCCGCAAUGGAGGCGACUUGAUCAUCACGAAAAAUACAUCCCUGGCUGAGGCCUUGACAGGCCUCACGGUCCAUCUCACAACCUUAGAUGGCGGGAGUUUGACCAUCCCAAUCAACAAUGUGAUCUAUCCGAACCAUGAGGAGGUAGUUCCGAGGGAGGAGGGGAUGCCUCUUCAGAAGGACCUGACAAAGAAGGGUAACUUGAGGAUCAAGUUUAACAUCAAGUUCCUAAGGAGGCUGACAUCGGAGCAGAAAGCUGGAAUCAAGAAACUUUUGGGUGUUUGAGAAGAUGUAGCUAAUGGAGUCCAAACGAGCUAAUGUGAAUAUUAGGUCAAGUUGCUUGGUAUUGCAAGAUCAGAGAAAUUACACGGGAUGUUCUUUCUGGCAGCAAUUUGGGGUUUAGUUUAUUGGUAUACUUAGGUUAUGGUCCUAAUUGAGAGUUUCAGACAAGUUCUUUCGACGUGAAAAAUGAUAGUUUUGGUUGUGUCUGAGAGGCAAUAUCUGCAAAUUCAAGCAGACUAGCAUCCCGUCGGUUGAUGCUGUAAUCUGUACGUAUGUAAUGAUGUAUUAUGUAUCGAUGCAA
This is a messenger RNA of Syzygium oleosum, 1641 nucleotides long. RefSeq lists its product as uncharacterized. The record is from RefSeq and is a predicted model, not a curated record. The coding region runs from base 357 to 1343 and encodes 328 amino acids. Gene Ontology annotation, molecular function: protein-folding chaperone binding. NCBI's taxonomy places the organism in Eukaryota, Viridiplantae, Streptophyta, Magnoliopsida, Myrtales, Myrtaceae. The transcript is spliced from 4 exons. Gene Ontology annotation, cellular component: cytosol.